Cladocopium goreaui is the source of this 7647-nucleotide messenger RNA. The record is from the annotation of a GenBank genome assembly. NCBI's taxonomy places the organism in Eukaryota, Dinophyceae, Suessiales, Symbiodiniaceae.
AUGGUGUGCUAUGGCUGCUAUGGCGUGCCUGUGGCGUGCCGUAAAUCCGGUGACCAUAUAGACGCCUUGAGAUGUUUUGAGCGUAGGUGGUAUCAAGAAGAGGGUUUGGGGGUCUUAUCUUCCUUGGCUCCUGAUGAGCGGCCGAGACCACUGGGUGGGCUGGUGCUUGAGAGCGAUGCGAAGCACGUGGCACCCAGGCGAAAGGUUUUGUUCCUCCGUGAUCUUUUUGUGGAAAGCUGUGCGGUCACUCAUGAAUUUGAUGCUGCAGCUGAUGAGGAGGCGUCCACUGGCACUGACUCUGGGGACGAAGCAUCCUUGAAGGCGCUGCUGCAGAAGGAGCGCCAGCUGUCCAAGCAAAAGGACGCGCAAAUUCAAAAAUUGGAGGCGCGAGUGAAAGACUUGGAAGCUGACCUUGAAAAAGCGCAGCUGAAGGUGGCUGUGAAGGAGCGCCAGGAUGGUGAAGUGGCGCGAGCUCAACAAGAGCUAUUGGAUGAGCUGAAGAAGCGCAAAGCCGUCCAAUACGAGCUGAUUAGCAGCAGCCAACAACUGCUGGAACUGCGGGACAAGGUCUACCAGCAGGCAGUUUGCAAAGCGAUCACUUCAAAGUUGUUCAACCCUUUGUGCUGUCAAGAUGUCUCCAACACUUGGAAAGAGGGCGUCGCUUGGCCUGAUCAAGGGUCAGCGAGGGAGACAGCUAUGAAAAGGCCCUUGGUGAAGGGAUCCAGUGUCUUGAGUGGAGAUGAUGUUCUGGGAGGACCUGUCACGAUGGACAUCGAUGGACUAUGCGCACUCAAGUGCACCAUCAGCGGUGACGCGGCGUUAGUGCCCCCUGUUUCAUUUGCCAUCGGUUCGAGCCAUUUGAUUUCCACGUUGCUCAUUUGCCUGCUGACCUACGUUUUUCUCCUGAUUUCAUUCUUGACAGUGCCCGAUACUGACGGGGGAUCUUAUUUGACGUACUGCGCGAAACUUCAACAGCUGAGUGGCCAAUCAACAGUUGCUUGGCACGACAAUUUGGUGAGACCAAUCUGCGGAGUGGGCUUCCGGAUUCAGACUGGCCCGGUCUCACCAGUGACAGACAAUUUUUAUUCUUUUUGCGAUUGGACGGAUAUUCAACUUUUGGAUCAACAGACACCCAAUACCCUCAGGUCACUCUGCGGACUUGGCUCCCGUUUUUAUCUGUCUGGCCAGACCGGAGGGGUGCAAUUGGAAAUUACAGAGCAAGGCGUGGACGGCCUGACUGCCUGUUCCGACAUCUUUUUUUCCUGGGCAAUUUUGGAUCAACGGAUACCCAUUACCCUUCGGUCACACUGCGGACUUGGCUCCCGUUUUUAUCUGACUGGCCAGACCGGAGGGGUGCAAUUGGAUACAACAGUGCAAGGCGUGGACGGCCUGACUGACUGUUCCGAUAUCAUUUUUUCCUGGGAAUUUUUGGAUCAACAGCUACCCAUUACCCUCCGGUCACACUGCGGACUUGGCUCCCGAUUGUAUCUGACUGGCCAGACCGGAGGGGUGCCAUUGGCUACAAUAGUACAAGGCGAGGAAGGCCUGCUUGACUGUCCAGAUAUCACGCUCCUCAGUGCCAACACUUCAAUACAAGGUCUGGAUCCUUGCAGGCUUGCGGGUGACAUUCAAUUUUUUUUUUCAGAGGGAGUGAGCUUCCCGAACUGCUUCUCACUGGCCCUUCAGAGAUCACCAGUUUUGAUAGCAGAAAGGAGACAAACAACCCUUCUUGCCGACAAAACGGUGGACUACCUGCUGGCCCCCAUCAGAUUUUUUUGUGCUGGCGUUUGUACAUUCAUUCAGAUUUUGGGAGUGGGCUUCCCAGAGAAUUUUUCACUGGCCCUUGCAGAAGAAAGAUUGAUCAGUUCCGUCAUAGAUCUUGCAGACAUUGCCAACCUUUGUUUUAAUUUUGGGGGUUGCAUCUCUUCCAUGGGGGAUGCUGAAACGUCAAACAGAUGGAACCUCCUGAUGAACACCAUACCAGACGUGAAGCCACAUGGACCGCGGCCACCAUUGUGCGGUACCGCACCAGAUGCGCUGUGCCCUAAAAAAGCCUCACCAGUAGUAAAACGCAGCCUUCACAGAGCCCAAAAGCGGGCGUUCAGCCACGGCAUGACAUGGUAUAAGGGACGUUGCCUGACACCAAAUGAUUUCAUCAAGAUGGGAAUGGCGCCACUCUCGCAUGCAGGAACUGUUGGAAAGCCAAAAGAUAUUAGGACAUGUCACAGCUCCAACAAACCCAAGAGACGUCUAACCUGCUUUCAUUGGAACGGAGGUGGCCUUGCCUCCCACACCUUAGAUGAGAUCAAAAAUUGGCUCAGUUUGCAACAGAUUGACAUUGCUGUCUUGACGGAAACCCGAUGGUCAUUCCAAUCCAGUUGGAGCGACCAUACCUGGCACCAUGUACAUAGCGCUGACACAGAACACCGUGGCUCUGGAGUGCUGAUCUUGAUCUCAAAAUCCCUGUGCUCCGACCGUGACAUCAGAUGGAACGAGAUCAUUCCAGGACGCAUUCUCCACAUCAGACUCAUGCAUGGGUUGCGCAACAUUGACAUCCUAGGCUGCUACCAGCAUGUGUUCCGCAAAGACCCUGAUCAAUUGAAGCGACGUGAACAGUUUUGGAGCAAGUUGGAAAAACAACUCAGCCUGUUGCCAUCACGCAACACGGUGGCUGUUUUAGGAGACUUUAACUGCAGUUUGCAAGCAUCAGGCGGUAUCUGCGGCACCGGCCAAUACCAAUGGAACCAAAGCCUGCAAUCUGGAGCUUGCCAUUCAGACAGCAACAGAUUCAUGCAGGUCUUGAGGGCAGGAGGACUUGUCGCUCUAAAUACAUGGGAUCACAAACUAGGCCCUACGUAUAUUCACCAGCAUAGCUCCAGCCGGAUUGACUAUGCCUGCACCCGUAGCCAGUUUGCUGAUGGCCAAGCCAAAGAUGUUCACUACCUGUGGACCGCCCCGUUUCUUUCACCUGGACACCAGGGACAUGUCCCCAUUGUUUGCACAUUGGCUCGAUAUUGGAUCCCGCCACAACACUCCAGAUUUGGCCUGACCCCAAACCAGAAGGAACGAGGACGCCUAGCCAAGCUUGCUGCUGGCCCAGACUGGCAUACCUUCCUGACUGCCACUGCAGAGCCGGUUUGGCACCAGUUUCAAAGCGUGCUGACCUCAGGUUUUUCUGAACUGCAUGCCAUUCAUGAGACUGCCAUUGAACAUUUUGCACAAGCUUUUCCUGCCAUUAGCACUGUAACCAAACCUGAACCGUGGCAAAACAAUCCAUAUGUUUUGAACAAAUGGCAACACAGACGGUUAGCCACCACCCUCACAACACAUGGUUUGCACAGUUUCUUCAGAGGAUGGUUUCACAUUGCGCCUUUUCAGUGCCUUAAACGGGCUCAUCGAAGGCAUGCUGCACUGCUCAGAAGACAGAAAUUUGAGGAGAUUUUGCAACUUGCCAACACUGCUGCCAUGCAACAUGACACCAGAAAGCUGUUUGAUAUCAUCCACAGGUUUUCCCCCAAGGUACCGAGAAGAAAAAUGCAGUUGAGAAAUGAAUUGGGAACCUUGAUGACAAUUUCAGAAGAACGUAGUGAGCUGACCAGGUUUGUUGAAAAAACCUGGGCUGGCACACCCAUGCCGGCAACUGUCAGUGCUGCUCCACCAGGAGUACCCUUCACACUGAGUGCCCUGACCGCGGCGAUUCGACGCAUCCCCACUGGGAAAGCACUUAUUCCCAAACCGAAUCAGCCACCCACUCGACCUGAACAAUUGAGGCCGUUGGCCCUGCAAUGCCCACUAGGUAAGGCGGUGUUUGGAUUGCUCAUUCAGGUUGCUGCUGAGCAGGUCGAUGUUGAAUUUCGAAAGAACCGCUCGCCAAAGUUGCUGCACACUGCAGAGCGGUGCGCCACCUACUACAAGCCCAAAAAUCCACCCCGCAUUCUAGAGCUGCCCAUGAACCCAAAUACUCUUGCUGCGAGCGUUGCAAUUUCAGUGAACACUGGCCUAAGACAGGGCUGUAAAGGCGCCCCGUUCUUAUGGAACUGCCUGACCAUCCUUCUGUUGCAUGAACUUCAGGGCAAAGUUACAGCAUGUUGGAUCCGUGAACACCUGACAGCCUAUGCUGACGACCUACACAUAGGAGGCACUUUCCAAAGCUGCAUGGAACUUCAAACCUUGAUUGAAAGCAUUGGGGUACUUUUUUCCUUGCUUGAAGAAUUUGACCUGAAGCUCAAUCCACAGAAGUCUGUUGCAAUCCUUGCCAUGACGGGCUCCAUGAGCCGCAAGACACGUGCAAAGCACAUCCUGUGUGACAAACGCGGUGAGCUGCUCAGAAUCCCGGUAGAUGACAAGGUGACCCUGGUGCCCAUCAAAAAGACCACAGUCUAUCUGGGCUGCAUCAUGGGCUAUCAACACUUUGAGAACCUUACCACCUGGCAUCGAGUUAGGCUUGCACAGAUUGGAUUUGCCAGAAUGCGCAAGUGGCUCUGCAACCGUUUUUUCUCCAGACAGCGCCGGCUCAGAUUGUGGCAAACAUGUAUCAUGCCUGUCAUGACUUAUGGAGUUUUUGCUGUUGGCAUCACCCCCAAGGGAUGUAAACAUAUGCUUGUACAACUUGGCAAAAUGCUACGUUCCAUCGCAGGAGAUCAUGCUUUCCAUACAGGUAACACAAAUGCACAGGUUUUUCAUUCAUCUGCACUUCCAAACCCGGCCGACCUUUUGAUUGCUGCCGUUGACACUUUGCAGCGGUCCAUCACCCAGAGAAUUCCAACGCUGCAAGAGGAUGAUUGUGCCAAAUUGUUGAAUUGGGACCUCCUUCCCACCUAUGCACCCAUGAUUUUAAUGGCCCAGGCAGAUCACGCAAACCGUUGUGCUGAGACUGCACUCUCAGGCGUGGUAACAGGGGACAACAGCCUGUAUCAAUGUGCACUGUGCAACUUUCGCACCGAUCAUUUGCCAGCGUUUAGAAGCCAUUGCACGACCUCACAUGCCCAGAGAAUGUACAGGACACAUGAUUUGCCGCUACAUACACAUGCCACAGAUGGAUUGCCUACAUGUAAAUUCUGUCAUCAGUUUUUUCAUUCAUGGCGCAGUUUUAGACACCACAUGGAGCGCGGCUGCCAGGCCAUUAUCCAGGGACCACCUGACUGCACUGGCACUCCAUACAAGAUGGCCAUGUCCACAGGCACUUUGCCUACGAGACCCAUGGCACAGACACCAGGCCCAGUUACCUUGACAGAUGCUGACCUUGCCCUGUUGCGCAGUAUGCCUUGGUGCGCCAGCGUUUUGCAUUGCAUUGCCACAAACACCAUGCACAAUUUGGAGCACGUUCGGGAGGCUUGCCAAUACCUCUCAUCACGCUGCUUCAUUUGUGGCUUGCAGCUGCCCCGCACGCAGGACCUACACCAUCAUUUCAGAACAGAACACCCAGCCUACUGGGAUAGAGUUCCAACCAAAGCCAUGAUCUUGUCGAACAUCCACAGUUCGGAAUCACCAUGUCCACAUUGCGGUGGCAUUUUCAAGAAACAUCAAUGCCCAUUCUGGACACAGAUUUCAAUCAUGAGCUUGUACGGAGGAAGCCUGGUCCAGCCGACAGAACCAGUGGAGGCCAUACCAGAGUAUCGUUGUGACAUUUGUUUGGAACUUCACCCAGACGCAGCUCAGCUUGCCAGACGCUUGCAAACCAAACACAAGCUAGCUGGCAUGACGUUCAACGUGUCAAGAGACAGUCUAGAUGCCCAGGCUGCAUGCGCACACUGCGGCUCCACCCAUGCCUCGAUGGAGGGACUGCGGUCUCACAUAACGCAGGGCAGAUGCCCGUGCUUCAACCCGGCAGCAGAAGCAGAGACAACACCGGUCUCACAGGACUGGCUUGACAUUUGUUUGCAUGGCAAGAUGCUUGAAUUCUUGCAAUCACCCAUGACACGUUUGCAUUGGACCAUCAGAUGCCAACAAUGUCCGAAGGUGUAUGCUCGUGCUGGAGACCUUGCAAACCACUUGAUGAAUUCUCACUCAAGAUUGUGGAGGCAGGCACAAGGACUCACCUUGAUCCUUGUUGACCUACUGUUUGCACGCCGUGGCUGCACCUGCAACCCCCAGAUUCAUCAACAGAGGCAGAAUCACAUUUGUGUGCCGCUGAGGCAGAUCGCUAUGAUCUACUACAGGCUGCACCAGGAACCAUUCAUGCCGAUCCAAUUGCCAGACACUGUGCUUGAACAUUUGGUACAUCCAUCUUUUUCAGCAGACGUCCAAGCACGCCUGCGCGGUAUUUUUACCAACCGCACAUUCACAGACCUUUGGACAGCCCAGGACGUGCUGCAGAUCCUCAGCAAUGCAUGUACCAUUUGUGGACAAGACCAACAUCCAGGUGAACUUUGCCGGCACCUGCACGAGGCGCACGUAUGUGGUCAUCGUUUUGUUGACUUCUACACAGACACCCUUCUGCAAACGGUCACCAUGACCUUUCAGCAGGAUCACCAAUGUGUGCUGUGUCAACAAGUCUUCAAUUUGCCUGCCAGUUCAGACUCUCAUGAGACAGCUGCACAGCGACAGAGGUUGGUUCAAGCUCAUCUGAAAGGCAAUUGCCCUGGGGACUUGGCUUUGACUGGAUGGGACGAGACAGCGUUUGGGCAGAUCCGAGAACCGUUCCAGUUCCUUGCACCGAUCUUCGACAAGAGCCUCAAACUGCCGCCAAAUCCAAAGCCUGCGAAACACAGAAGAACAGAAGGACAGGGCCAGCAAGUCAAGGACGAUCCAGAUCAGCCAGAACCAAGGCCUCACACCCACCUGAUGCAGUACCUCCAAAUUCUGGGGCAACUGGCAUUACGCCACGAGCAAAGUUUGAGCUUGAUGCAAAGCACAGACUCUUUCAUCCUGUUUUUCCAGCAGGAACAGGGAGGAGCGUUACAGGGUCUCCUCCAGGAGACACAGAAAUGGAAUCAGCAACGCCAGACGAGCACCGGCACGACGCAGACCCCUCUGCGACAGCACCUCUGCCAAUGGCUGUUGACCGAUCUGCUGAACAAGGCCACGAAGGUCUCAGAAGCCCAGAAAGGGGACCAGAUCUUGCAAGCUUGCCUGGAGAAGCGCCUGCUGCUGGAGGACCUGAGCUGGCCCUACCUACGUUGGGACCCUGUGCAGACGGCCCUGGUGAUCGACAAGAAGAAGUCUGUCUCCAUGAAGAAAAUGUUGCAACACCUGGAAGAGCUGAUCCAGGAUUUCAGGGACCCAACGCUUGUGCUGAAAUUCCAAGGUCUUCAAACGAGCUCUUCUCAAUCCACAAUUCCGUGGAAACUCCAACUGAAUCUCAGGACGGACAGACCCUACGAACUGCUGUUGGAGCUCACCCACUCAGCCAUUUGGAUGCUAGUGGGAUCGUCGCUGAAACCACACAAUGCCAAACCGAGCAACCUGGCCAAUCAGCUCCGACACCUGAUGCCCAAGGGCAAAGGGGAAGGCAAAGGGAAGACUCGGAGCAAGGGCAAAGCGAAGAACACGGCAUGACUGAGCACGAGGUGCAGCAUCUAUGCCAGCUGCUUGCAGCCAAAAAACUUGCCAACAGCAGCAACUGGUGUUUUGCCAAUGCUACCAUGUAUUGUCUGUGCUGGACGCUGCUCAGUCUGCAGCCAACAGAGAGUGCCAACUGGGGCAAAC